Molecule: messenger RNA, 785 nt
Organism: Juglans regia (Persian walnut)
Lineage: Eukaryota; Viridiplantae; Streptophyta; Magnoliopsida; Fagales; Juglandaceae
Product: ras-related protein RABD1-like
Exons: 8
Molecular function (GO): GTP binding; GTPase activity
Source: RefSeq, a predicted model, not a curated record
UCGGGGACUCCUCUGUGGGAAAAUCUUGUUUGCUCCUCAGAUUCACGCGAUUAUUUGUUCAAGCUUUUGCUAAUCGGGGACUCCUCUGUGGGAAAAUCUUGUUUGCUCCUCAGAUUCGCUGGUGAUUCCUAUGUUGACAGCUACAUAAGUACCGUUGGAGUUGAUUUUAAAAUCAGAACUGUGGAGCUGGAUGGAAAGACAAUCAAGCUGCAGAUUUGGGAUACUGCUGGACAGGAGUGGUUCAGGACAAUUACAAGUAGUUAUUACCGAGGAGCCCAUGGAAUAAUUAUUGUCUAUGAUGUUACUGAGAUGGAGAGUUUCAACAAUGUCAAGCAGUGGUUGAAUGAAAUUGACAGAUGCGCAAAUGAAAGUGUAUGCAAGCUUCUAGUAGGGAAUAAGUGUGAUUUGGUCGAGAACAAGGUUGUGGACACACAAACAGCGAAGGCAUUUGCAGAUGAGCUUGGAAUCCUGUUCCUUGAGACAAGUGCUAAAGACUCAAUCAAUGUGGAGCAAGCUUUCUUAACCAUGGCUGGCGAGAUCAAGAAAAAAAUGGGUAACCAACCAACUGCGAACAAGUCAACAGGAACUGUUCAAAUGAAGGGGCAGCCAAUCCAGCAGAACAGCAGCUGUUGUGGUUAAGCAUGGCUACUAUAGUUUUCAAUUUGCCGUUACAAAAUUGCUAGACACUGAUCUCAUCUCAGAAACUGUUGACUGUACUCCCAAAUGGAUAUAUCAGAAACUGUUAAAUAUGUCUAUUUUAAUUCAAUCCUUAGCUUUUGGGAAAA